Penicillium daleae is the source of this 612-nucleotide messenger RNA. It is a transcript of the gene srgA, whose product is annotated as Rab family GTPase srgA. Lineage: Eukaryota; Fungi; Ascomycota; Eurotiomycetes; Eurotiales; Aspergillaceae. The transcript has 3 exons. Gene Ontology annotation, molecular function: GTPase activity; GTP binding. Gene Ontology annotation, cellular component: plasma membrane; endosome. Bases 1 to 612 code for a protein of 203 amino acids. Gene Ontology annotation, biological process: protein secretion; regulation of exocytosis; protein localization to plasma membrane. The record is from RefSeq and is a predicted model, not a curated record.
AUGGCUGGCACACGGAAUUAUGACUUCCUGAUCAAGUUGCUGUUGAUCGGGGACUCCGGCGUGGGCAAGUCGUGCUGUCUGUUGCGGUUUAGCGAGGACUCAUUCACUCCGUCCUUCAUUACAACCAUCGGUAUCGACUUCAAGAUCCGCACGAUCGAGUUGGAUGGAAAGAGAGUGAAGCUGCAGAUCUGGGACACAGCUGGCCAGGAACGUUUCCGAACCAUCACCACCGCCUACUACCGUGGUGCGAUGGGCAUUCUCCUGGUCUACGAUGUGACUGAUGAGCGGUCUUUCCAGAACAUCCGAACCUGGUUUUCAAACGUCGAGCAACACGCGAGUGAGGGGGUCCACAAGAUUUUGAUUGGAAACAAGUGUGACUGGGAGGAGAAGAGGGCUGUUUCCACCGAGCAAGGCCAACAGCUGGCGGAUGAGCUUGGCAUCCCCUUCUUGGAGGUGUCUGCAAAGAACAACAUCAACAUUGAGAAGGCCUUCUACAGCCUUGCAUCGGAUAUCAAGAAGGGCAUGGAUACCUCCAAGAGCGAAUAUGCUGCGCCACCGCUUCAUAUAGACCAGGGAUCGGGCCAGAGUAGCACUGGAGGGAAGUGCUGCUGA